Echinococcus granulosus is the source of this 879-nucleotide messenger RNA. RefSeq lists its product as hypothetical. NCBI's taxonomy places the organism in Eukaryota, Metazoa, Platyhelminthes, Cestoda, Cyclophyllidea, Taeniidae. The transcript is spliced from 6 exons. The record is from RefSeq and is a predicted model, not a curated record. The coding region runs from base 1 to 879 and encodes 292 amino acids.
AUGUACGCAGGCGCGCACAAGCACACACCGGUUAUCGGUCUGGGUCUUCGCUCUAGCCUCCAACUAACCUGUCCGUUGAGAGUGCCUGCGGGCCAGCUAAUUGGUUUACGGGUGGCCAAUCAGAUGCGUGACAUAGUGUGGACGCGCAUGCACAACGCACGCCAACACGUGCGAUGUUUGCUUAUCGACCUUAUGGCAUCCAGCAGUCAGGCGCGUACUCACCGAACUUACGCCCUUUGCUUACUCAUUAUGUCGAUGACAAAGACAUCUCCUCUGAAGAUCUUGCUUGUUGAUUGCCAGGUUGGUGAUCUGGAUAAGGUCUAUAUGGAUUCCACCCAUACAAUGGCACUGGGAACUCAGAUGAACGAAAAUGGUGGUGGCAACGAUACUGCUGAUGGUUCGGCACUGAGGAGAGAGCGGGUGACAAGACCCUGCGGCAUCAAUAGUUACCAGGAGAGAUACCGUAAAUACUUGCUGCAAGUCAAGUCAAGUCAAGUCAAGCUGACAACCAUCGCUUGGCGGAGCAUCAUUGCAGAAGCAUGCGGGAUGACAUGGGGUGAUGUCUCUCCCUUCCUCUCCCUCUUCAACUCCCUCUACCUCUCCCCAUCCCUCUCACACCACAUUACACAACUCGCCAUCAUUGCCACUUACAACUUCCUUGCUGAUCGCAUCCACUGUUCUGAGGAACACACAAAGAAGACCUCCUGCACACCCUCCAACUGCAUCCUCCUACACACGCCUGAGUGGGUAAAUGGAGUGGACAGACACCAGUCGCGGUUGCGUCACCUUGAGCAAGUGCAGCAUUGCUUCUGUGCCCCAUUCCACACGAGACAUGUGAACAGCAGCCCUGAUCUUGUGGUCAUGACGUGGCACUUCUGA